Molecule: messenger RNA, 481 nt
Organism: Equus quagga
Lineage: Eukaryota; Metazoa; Chordata; Mammalia; Perissodactyla; Equidae
Product: ly6/PLAUR domain-containing protein 2-like
Exons: 3
Coding region: 53-433 (126 amino acids)
Molecular function (GO): acetylcholine receptor inhibitor activity
Source: RefSeq, a predicted model, not a curated record
UGUACGGGGUCUGUCUGCUGCCCCAGGCCUUUCACCCUGCAGGGACUGCACCAUGUCGAGGAUGCAGCUGGUGCUGCUGGUGCUGGUGGUGGCCACCUGCGGAGAGCUUGCGGUGGCCCUGAGAUGCUACAACUGUCAAGAACCCACCAGUGUGUCCAGCUGUGUCAACAUCAGCACCUGCAAGGCCAACGAAACCAUGUGCAAGACCACACUCUACUCCCUGGAGUUAGUGUACCCCUUCCUGGGGGACUCCACGGUGACCAGGUCCUGCUCCAGCAAGUGUGUGCCCUCGGACGUGGAUGGCAUCGGCCUGACCCACCCUGUGUCCUGCUGCAACACUGACCUGUGCAACGUGGACGGGGCGCCCACCCUGGGCAGCCCCCGCCUGGCCUUUGCCCUCCUGCUCAUCCCCCUCUGGAGCCUCGGACUCUAGAGAACCCCCACCCCAGGCAGCCCAGCCUGAGCCCCUUGAAGAAGCACU